Bombus pyrosoma is the source of this 1338-nucleotide messenger RNA. RefSeq names its product B-cell receptor-associated protein 31-like. Gene Ontology annotation, biological process: intracellular protein transport; endoplasmic reticulum to Golgi vesicle-mediated transport. The coding region runs from base 487 to 1194 and encodes 235 amino acids. The record is from RefSeq and is a predicted model, not a curated record. Gene Ontology annotation, cellular component: endoplasmic reticulum; endoplasmic reticulum membrane. NCBI's taxonomy places the organism in Eukaryota, Metazoa, Arthropoda, Insecta, Hymenoptera, Apidae. The transcript is spliced from 4 exons.
UCCACGAUUCGUUCAGUGAUUGGAGCCGCUGGCUAUAACAGAUACUACACGUGAGCGGCGACCACUUAGACGGGAAAAGUCAAAUAUUUUCCUUGAGGUAUAUGCCCCUAAAACAGUGAAUAUUUGAGCAUGGAAUUUGUAACCGGCGAAGGUGCCCAGCGAAAAAAAAAAGAAGGAGGAGAAUAAAGGCCCAUUUGUGCGCGCCAAUCAGUUGAUAGAUAGAAGCAGCAUGGCAUUAAAAUAAGCUGUUAAAUACGCUAAAAACGCUUAACAUUACAUACGUGCAACCUUUGAAUCGCUGGAUUGUUAAAAUUAAGAUUUGCAUUUUCAGAUUCUACGCAUUGAAAGCUAUUAGAUUGCAAUAAGAAGAGGCAGUAAUUUUAUUUCCAUUAAGAGAGUAAAGUUUAACUUUAUUUUUACUCAUAAAGAUUUCAGUAUUAUACAUAUUUCAUAUGUUAUAGAGAUAUUUACAGAAAUUAAGCAAUCAUGAGUCUUCAGUGGUCUUUAAUCGCUGGAUUUCUAUAUGUCGAAGUCAUAAUAGUUUUACUAUUGGUGUUACCAAUAAUUUCGCCCACAAGAUGGCAGAAGAUCUUUAAAUCCCAGUUUUUAAGAAGUUUAAGCGAUAGAGCAUCAAUUUAUUUCUUAAUUUUGCUUGCAAUAUUAGUCGUGAUUUUAUUGGAUGCUAUUAGAGAAAUGCGAAAGUAUUCUACAGUUGUAGCUGUAGAGAAAGAUCAUCAUCAUAUUGAUGCCGAAUUGCAAGGUAGUAUGAAACUAUUCAGGGCACAACGAAACUUUUACAUAGCUGGUUUCUCACUGUUCUUAAGCCUUGUUAUACGUCGUCUUGUAAUUUUAAUCUCUAAUCAAGCCGUUCUACUGGCACGAAGUGAAGCAGUUACACGUCAAGCUGAAUCGGCAACUACAACAGCGAAACAUUUGUUGUUACAACAGAAAAUUAGUGGAGAGACUGUUCAGAAUGACUCGAACGAAGCUCAUGAUAAAGUAACAUUAGAAUGGAAAGCUCAGAUUAACGAAUUACAAAUAAAAAAUCAAGAAUUGGAAAAUCAACUUGCGAGAGAAAAGAAAGAUAAAGAAGCUAUAAAGUCGCAAGCUGAAUCCCUUGCCAAGGAAUAUGAUCGGUUAAACGACGAAUACAGCAAAUGCGUUCAAUCAACUAACGAUAAAAAAAGUGAUUAAAUUCCUUUUAUUUCCUUCUUAUACUCUGUUCUUCUAUAUAAAAAUUGCUUUCGACUGAUAUGUCAUAUUACAGAGUUCUGUCGCCCUGUAUCUAUGUACUGUAUAGAUAAUAAGAUAAAUAAGAAUAAAUUAUUUAAUAUAUAA